CUUUGCAGUUAGGAUCUUUUGGUUACUGAAUUGGUUUGCAACAUAGUUGAUUUGAAUACCACUGUUGUGAUGCCGUGGGUUAAGUAUCUUUUACUUCUCACAACGGCUGUGAUGGUAGUGAGCUCUUUAGGAGUUCGCCGUGAUGCCUUUUCAGAUAUGGGUGUUCCAUAUGAUUCUACUGCUAGUAGUACAAUCAGUUUUGGUAGACUUAUUAUUGGCAACAGGCUUCAGAGUACAACGUUGAAUGCUACUGAUGAAAGACAAGCGCAUGGGGAAGCAAAAUUUCAUCUUGCUGAGGCGAAGUUGAAACAUCUGCGUCCUUCUGUGCACUGUGGUGAUGAUACUAUGACCCUGCGUGUUCCUGGACCAAGAAUGCCCCACUUUCUGGUUGAUAAAGGAGAUGGGACUAAAGUGCCUCUGUCUGAGAUUCCAGCCAGCUGUGGUUACUCUGUGAAGAGGGUGCGCCGGGAUGUUUCGCUUGUUGCGCCGUACAAUGGUUGUGGUCAUGUCCAACAACAGAGUGGAGCUUAUGUUCUGCCUCUGGUAAUACUGGGGGCAACAGUGCAGAUGUCAUGCCCAAUGAAUCCUCCUGCCCUUCCUAAAGUUUCUUGCUUCCCUUCUGGCAUGGUUGUCUCACUUGGGCAGAGCGCUGAUACUGUUAAGAUUAAAGUUGAUGGAUCAUGGCAGCCUCUGCUACUGGCAUAUUUUAAGUGCAAGUUCACCCUGGACACUGCUAGUGGCGAUCUGGUUGUCAAUGCACCAUUCAAGGGAACUUGUUGGGAUAUCAAGGAUGCUGAAAGACGCCUUCCUAUGCUUUAUGGUGGCCAUGAAGUGAUACUCACAUGCCCUGACACAUCACCUACAACUGUUGUACCUCAAGACCCUCAGGUGUUUUAUCAAUUUCCAUACGGACAACCAUGGUAUAACUGGGUGCCUGCUACAGCAGCUCCUACCACUACGACAGCGGCUCCUCAGGAUCCUUUUCCCCAGCAACCGUACUAUCCAUAUGGAAAACCGUGGUGGUGGUAUCCCCAGGUGCCUGCUACCAUAGCCCCUACUACGACAGCGGCUCCUCAGGAUCCUUUUCCCCAGCAACAGUACUAUCCAUUUGGAAAGCAGUGGUGGUAUUACCAGGUACCUGCUACCCAGGCCCCUACCACUACGACAGCAGCUCCUCAGGAUCCUUUUCCCCAGCAACCAUACUAUCCAUAUGGAAAACCAUGGUGGUGGUAUCCCCAGGUGCCUGCUACCAUAGCCCCUACUACUACGACAGCAGCUCCUCAGGAUCCUUUUCCCCAGCAACCAUACUAUCCAUAUGGGAAACAGUGGUGGUGGUAUCCCCAGGUGCCUGCUACCAUAGCCCCUACUACUACGACAGCGGCUCCUCAGGAUCCUUUUCCCCAGCAACCGAUGUUCCCUCUACCAAUCUUUGAUCCUUUUCGCAAUCUCCAAAAGGGAGAACCAUUUCCUCCUGGCGUACCCAAGUUUCCUCCCAUCAUCCCAGGUUACCCUUUUCCUAGCCUGCCAACUGAUCCAAUCCCUCCCCCACAAUCCCUCCCAAAGGUUGUGCAGUAUCCUGCUGCCCAGCGUGACAUGUUUGCAGGUUACUCAUCCUAUGGCCUUAAAAAUGUGAAGUGGCCAUCGCUGGCAGAUAACUACCCCUUCAUGCCCCAGUUGCUUAAGGAUCCAGUUUUUGCUCGCAGCCGUAGAUCUGUGUCUAUCGGUCAGUUGCCCCUUCCCUACAGGUCUCGCAGAUAAAGCUGUAGAGUUUGAUAAGUCAAGCGUUCCAGUAGCUUUUCAUUUAGGAUUGAAUUGAGACUUGUGACUCACUGUUUCUUUUCAGGUUCAUGUCUAAUAAAGCUUGAUAUGACUU
This is a messenger RNA of Paramisgurnus dabryanus, 1873 nucleotides long. RefSeq lists its product as uncharacterized. Lineage: Eukaryota; Metazoa; Chordata; Actinopteri; Cypriniformes; Cobitidae. The record is from RefSeq and is a predicted model, not a curated record.